Prorocentrum cordatum is the source of this 576-nucleotide messenger RNA. NCBI's taxonomy places the organism in Eukaryota, Dinophyceae, Prorocentrales, Prorocentraceae. The record is from the annotation of a GenBank genome assembly.
AUGGCGCCCGCGCGCCCGGCGUACGCUGCUCCGCCCCAGGCGCAGGACCCUUCGUACAGCAGGGGGUACAUGGACGCCCUGGCCGCCAUGGGCCGCGCGCCGCUGGCGGCGCUGCCGCCGCCCAGCCCCGUGCCGUCCACCUCGGCGACGCUGCCGCACCCGCCCACGCCGGGGCCAGCGCCGCCGGGGCCGCCGUGGGGCCCGCCCGCGCCCUCGCAGGGGUCGGCACUGCCCGUUUUCCGUGGCCUGGAGCACCAGUGGCUGCAGCAGCACCACACUGUGGCCACGGUAACGCCGCAGGCGGUGCCUUUCCCAGUGCCAGUGGCCGCGCCGACGACCCAGGCGGACGGUGCCGCUGGGGCGGCCGCGCCCGCGGCUGCCGCGCCCGCGGCCGCCGCGCCGCCGGACCGUAUCACGUACGGCCCCUACAAUUACCGGCUGGACGUCGAGUCGCUGCCUUUGGACAGCCCCGCGGCCAGCUUCGGAGAGAGGCUGGAAGGCCAGGGCUGGCAGCUUGAAGGGCACCAGCACGCCGCCGUGCUGGCCGAGAAGCGGAAGAGCCGGGGGAUCUGCUGA